AUGCGUAAAGCUGGCAAUAACUUCACAGAAUCACAAAUCAGAGACAUCAUGUACCAGCUUGUGGUAGGAGUCGAAUAUAUUCACAAAAAUAAGUUUUUCCAUCCCGAUCUCAAGCCUGACAACAUUUUAAUGUCGGAUGAUCUUAAACUCAAAAUCUCUGAUUUCGGAUUGAUCCGGGAAACCAAGUCUGCGCCUCCGUACACUGAGUACGUGUCCACCAGAUGGUACCGGGCGCCUGAGUGCGUGCUCAGGUCCAGAGGCUACAACGCUCCGGUAGACAUAUUCGCAAUUGGGUGAAUCAUGGCCGAGUUGUAUAUGUUGUUUCCACUGUUUCCGGGUCAGUCAGAGUUAGACCAGAUGCAAUAA
Messenger RNA from Moneuplotes crassus, 366 nucleotides. NCBI's taxonomy places the organism in Eukaryota, Ciliophora, Spirotrichea, Euplotida, Euplotidae. The record is from the annotation of a GenBank genome assembly.